UUAAUAGAUUUACAUCAUGCAUGAGCCUGACAUAGCUAGUUACGCGCUUCACUAUACUGUUCAAUUACCUGUUAAUAAAAGGGUUAUAUUUAGUAAUAAUAAUGUGAUCUUGAUGUGCAUGUACUCAAUAUUGUCAAUUAGUACACACUGGACCCGCGCAUGAACCUUUCAAAAUGGAAUAAUUUACAUGUCUCUACUGGUUCAAGCCGUUCUCUUCUUGACUUGAAUGCCAAGGCCACCUGUUCUGUUUUUGCUUUACUUGUCAUCGCGUGAAUAAUUAAACGCUGAACAAUCGAUUUGUGACUGAACGUCUCUUACGCCUAUUCUCGUUUUAUAAAACAUCCUACAAUGUGAAGGCUUUGUAUAUUUCAACGCGAGGAUGGGACAGAGUCAGUCUUCGGAUAGCGGAGGGAACGCAUGUCUCGCCAAAUCCGAGGAAACAACACUGGAAUGCGUUGUUAAAUCUAAGGAAUCUGAUCGUUCAACGGUUGAGGAGAAAUUAAAAGAAGUCAUAUGUAAAACUGUCGUGAAUAUCCCCUUAACUGAAGGCAAACCUGGUAACGAGGCAAUUGAAACCAACCUUGCACCCGAAUCAAGUUCCUCGUGUGUAGAUACUGAUGGAAAAUUACUUGUAAAAAUUAUUAGGGCUUCAGGUCUCACAGGGAUAGAUAAAGCAGACGUACCCGAUGCAUACUGUGUUCUUGGCAGUAAAGGAACCACAGAAAAGAAAAAGACGAAAACAAUAAAAGGAACAAAAGAUCCAGUCUGGAAUGAAUCUCAUGUCAUAGAUAUGAGUGAAAAGACAAAGGAAAUAGUAUUUGAUAUCUUCAAUGAACAAAAAACGUCAGAAGAAGAAGGUUUUCUUGGUCAAGUUAUAGUUCCUCUAGGAAUGAUUGGUAAAGAUCAGUCUUGUCGACUUAUCUUACCCGUACUUCCUACGUCGUCAAAGAAUAGCUAUGUCGGAGGACAAAUACAUCUAGAGUUUACGUACGACAAGGAUGGAAAAGCGUUCGAGACGUCGACAGAGGCAGCAUCAUCUAAACCCAAUGUUACUUCAGAACAGAAAAAGGAGUCUGAUCUACCAAAGGCAAAGGUUGAGGAAGUUCGCCCCAGUUCUCCACAAAGGCUCGUGUUUAGUAUGGCUACGUUGGAUAUUAUUGAUGAUGACGAUGAUAAACUGGAGUUCUUGCCGCUAUUGGAUCAUGGAAUAGGCCGUGAGGAUAUAGUGGAAGCUGAACACAAGAUCUCGGAACGUUCCAAGCACGGCGGUUACGAAACCGACCCAGUGCUAAUUGAAGAGAACAAAAAACAUCAAGAAAUGUUUCAAGAAUUAAUUGAGCUGGACGAGCAAACGGCAUUACAAGACGGUUCUAAGAUACAACAAAAUCAGGUAAAGAAUGAACCAGCAAAAACGUCACAGCAAAGAUCUCCUCCUCAGCAAUCUCUUACAACUACCUCGCCAGUACAAGUAUCUGUCACUCUUCCCUCUCCGGAUGAGCCGCAGAAAGUUGGGACAGGUGAGAAGCCAGAAGAGGCUAAGCCGUCCACGGAUGCGACUGAGGGGGCUCCGUCAAAACAGGACAAAAUGAAAGAACCACUAACACUCGAUGAAAGCCUAAUGGAAGAUCUAACGCCGAACACAAAAAGGAAAGUAUUUCGGAAAGCGUUCAGCAUGAGAAUUCGACGCGAUCAGGAACCACCAAGCGAGAGAAUCGAAACGAAUGUGCAACAGAGUAGGAGUUCAGGAGUGGAGAAACGACAUUCUUUCAGUGGCGGUGAGAAAGUACAGCCAAUAACAAAAUCAGGUAGUGAUGUCUCCCUUAAUAGUCUGUACGACUCGGCGAAAUCUGUUUUGGUUGUUGAGACGAGAGACAGAGGAAAAAUUAAGUAUUAUCAAAUUCCAUCAUUGAUGGCGAGGAGAGGAACGUUUGAUCAUAAAGGAUGUAAACUGCAUAUUUGCAAUGACCAUCUCUUCGUGGCAACCCACUUCACAGGAACGUUGCCUUCUUGCGCUGUUUGCAGUUUGCCGUUGACAGGUUACUUCGGAAAACAAGGCUACGAAUGUCGAGACUGUCACAUGAUUACGCACAAACGUUGUCAUUAUGAAACGACUGAUGUGUGUGCGCAGAGUACCUUAUCUUCCCUAAAAAUUAAAAAAGCGCCAUCCAUACAUGGAUACAAAUAAACUGUAAUCGUACGAUGUGCAUUGUCUUGGAAGACCAUCUGGUGUGAGCCUGUGAAUUAGAUUAGGGCUUUCAAAGAGAGAAAGACACAAUUUGUAGGCGUGAUGAAUAUGGGGAGUAAUGGCAAUGCAACUUGGUAAACUAACAAUUGAACUGCACAAUUCCAUCAGGAGUUUUGGAAAAUAUGAACGGAAGUUUUUAGUUAAAACUGAGUUGGAAAAUAUCUCUAAAGUCUAAACAACGUUAUACUAGUUUAGUUAAUCUUCCAUUGGAGUUUUUCAAAUUAACUAGCCAUAUUAGGUGGCAGAGGAGGGCCAUCUUUUAUUACAUAGCUCUUCUGAAUUUCAUUUUUGUGCCAGGAUUGAUAUUUGGAUUAAAUUAGAUCAUGUGGCUAUACUACACAUUUCGUAAUAUAGGUACAUGGAGAACAUACCCUGGUAGGGUAGUGAAUCCGAUUUGUCAGUUGUGUAGACUUUUGGACUGAAAUAAAGAUCAAAUAUUUAUUGUUUA
Messenger RNA from Dendronephthya gigantea, 2693 nucleotides. Its product is annotated as E3 ubiquitin-protein ligase NEDD4-like. Lineage: Eukaryota; Metazoa; Cnidaria; Anthozoa; Malacalcyonacea; Nephtheidae. The transcript is spliced from 18 exons. The record is from RefSeq and is a predicted model, not a curated record. The coding region runs from base 380 to 2185 and encodes 601 amino acids.